Molecule: messenger RNA, 1335 nt
Organism: Maudiozyma barnettii
Lineage: Eukaryota; Fungi; Ascomycota; Saccharomycetes; Saccharomycetales; Saccharomycetaceae
Gene: SHE9
Product: She9p
Exons: 1
Coding region: 1-1335 (444 amino acids)
Biological process (GO): inner mitochondrial membrane organization
Cellular component (GO): mitochondrial inner membrane
Source: RefSeq, a predicted model, not a curated record
AUGGGGACCAUCAGAAAUCCGAUAAUUAUAUACGGAUUGGUACAUGCCAGAUCGUUUUCAUUAUGUGGAGGUCCCCUUUUAUUCAGCAAUGACUCGUUUAGGUCAAAGGACAAUAGCAAGAACAGUAACAAUAUUAAUAAUAGUAAUAAAGUAUGGGAUAAUGUUGAAGAUAAAUUGAAAGAUUAUAAAUUGAGAUAUACUGAUCUUCAAGGGAAGAUAGAUAAGUAUAAGACACAAAUCUCUUCUCAAGUUGAUGUAAUUAAAAAAUCUAUCAAUGAAGCAAAUAAGAAAAUUGAAGAACAAGAGAAAGAAGGUACUGAUGUGAAAUUGAAUUAUAAGAAAAAUGCUCAAACGAGUGGUAAUAUUGUGGGGUUACCAUCUGAUAGAGAAUUGAAUAGAAAACAAUGGAAAAGAAAAUUGGAAUUUUAUUUGGAUUCUUUACAAGAGACCAUUUUCACAGCAACUAGAGCAUUAAAUGACGUUACGGGCUAUUCAAGUGUCCAAACAUUAAGAAACUCUAUAACUAUUAUGGAGAAACAAUUGGAUAUUGCAAAACAGGAUGUGAAAAAGUAUAAAGCUCAAUAUGAUAAGGCAAUUGACUCUAGGGCGACUUCUCAAAGACAAUUAAAUGAAUUGUUACAGAGGAAAAGUUCAUGGACACCAGGUGAAUUAAAACAAUUCACAGAUCUAUAUCAAGCUGAUGCUACUAACUCUCAAAACGAAAAAAAAUUAAAGGCUAGAUUGGUCGAGUUGGAAGCUGCAGAGAUUAAAUUAGAAGAUGAAUUAUAUAGAGCAAUUCUGACAAGAUAUCAUGAAGAGCAAAUUUGGUCAGAUAAAAUUAGACGAACUUCAACUUGGGGUACCUUCUUGCUGAUGGGGAUGAAUAUUGUUCUAUUCUUAAUAUUUCAAUUGUUGUUGGAACCAUGGAAGCGGAGAAGAUUAACCAGAUCAUUUGAAGAUAAAGUUAAAACAGCUUUAGAAGAUUAUUCGCAAGAACAAAAUGAAAAUACAUUGCAAAUUUUAAAAGCAUAUCGUAUUACAAUGGAAGGAAAAGAACAUCUUGUUGAUGAAUCUGAUAUUAAAUCCGAUCUGUCCCAAUUAGAAAAGACUACGUCUACAGCAGAUUUGUUCUCAGUACCAGAAGAGACGACAGAUACAACACUUUCACCCGGAGACAUAUCGGAGAGGAUACAGAAUUUUGGUAAGAAAUUGAAGAGUAUCGCACCGAAUCAAGGAGCUUCUGAAAUUGUUCUAACUAAUAAAGAAUUUUAUAUAUAUUCUUCAUGUCUUAUCACAGUCGGUGCAAUUAUAAGUAGUGUAUUUUAUAAUAUGUAA